Sarcophilus harrisii (Tasmanian devil) is the source of this 2012-nucleotide messenger RNA. It is a transcript of the gene OGG1, whose product is annotated as 8-oxoguanine DNA glycosylase. Gene Ontology annotation, molecular function: damaged DNA binding; 8-oxo-7,8-dihydroguanine DNA N-glycosylase activity. Gene Ontology annotation, biological process: nucleotide-excision repair; base-excision repair, AP site formation; base-excision repair. Gene Ontology annotation, cellular component: nucleus. Bases 244 to 1356 code for a protein of 370 amino acids. Lineage: Eukaryota; Metazoa; Chordata; Mammalia; Dasyuromorphia; Dasyuridae. The record is from RefSeq and is a predicted model, not a curated record. The transcript is spliced from 6 exons.
GAGGCGGGGCCUGCUCGGUACUGGGAAACUACGUCCGCCGGUCUUGGGCGGGAAAAAGCAGACGCUGUCCCGAGAGCCGCGGGCGGGGGUUGGGGCGAGGAGGCGCCGGAAGGGGCGGGACUUCUCCCCGGACAGCCAGAGCGGAGGCAGCACUGAGGAGAGGCGGCGCUGAGUUGAGACUUGCGCGGAGGAGGUCCUCAAGGGGCUGGUGCCCGGUCCCCGCCACCUGACUUGGGGCGGGGCAUGCAGCACCGCACGCUCACCUCGGCCCCGGGCCUUUGGGCCUCCAUCCCCUGUCCGCGCUCCGAGCUGGACUUGGACCUGGUCCUGUCCUCGGGCCAGUCCUUCAGCUGGAGAGAGCAGAGCCCGGGGCACUGGACGGGCGUCCUGGACGGCCGGCUGUGGACGCUGACCCAGGCGGACGGACGGCUGCACUACACCGUGUACGGGGAGCCGGCCGGGCCCGGGGCCCCGCGCACCCUGCGCCGCUUCUUUCAGCUGCACGUCCGCCUGGCCGACCUGUACCGGCGCUGGGCCUCGGCGGACCCCCACUUCCGAGACGUGGCCCCGAGAUUCCCGGGGGUCCGGCUGCUCCGACAGGAGCCCGUGGAGUGCCUCUUCUCCUUCAUCUGCUCCUCCAACAACCACCUCUCCAGGAUCACCGGGAUGGUGCAGCGGCUGCGCGCGCUCCUGGGGCCGCGGCUGGGCCAGCUGGACGGCGUCUGCUACCACGGUUUCCCCAGCGUGCAGGCUCUAGCCCGUGAGCCCGCCCCCCCACGCCCCCGCCUGCGGGAAGCUGAGGUGGAGCCGCGGCUCCGCGAGCUGGGCUUUGGGUACCGCGCCCGCUUCGUGAGGGAGAGCGCCCGCGCCCUCCUGGAAGAGCGGGGCGGCCCCGGCUGGCUGCAGCAGCUCCGCUCGGCGCCCUACGAGGAGGCCCGGCAGAGCCUCUGCGCGCUGCCUGGGGUCGGGACCAAGGUGGCCGACUGCGUGUGUCUCAUGGCGCUGGACAAGCCCCAAGCCGUGCCCGUGGACGUCCACGUCUGGCAGAUCGCCCGCAGGGACUACGGCUGGCAGCCCGCUUCCGAGGGCCGCAGGGGCCUGAGCCAGAAGGCCAGCACGGAGCUGGGAGACUUCUUCCGCAGCCUGUGGGGGCCCUAUGCCGGCUGGACUCAAGCGGUGAGUGUCUCGUUUCCGGGCAGCCCCAGCCUUGGUGUGCUCCCGCUCCCUUCCGGGGAAGGCUGUCUAGCCCCGUGUCUUUGCCCAGGUGCUCUUCUGUGCAGACCUGAGACAGACCCCCAAACCGCAGAUUCUCCAGGAAAAGGCAAAGCCCCGGAAGCGCAAAAAAGGGACCUCUGAGAGCCCGGCGUCAGGGCAGGAGGCUGCUGGAAAACCAGCGUGACGGAAAGCUGCCUCCUCUCCAGUCCUCGCCAGGGACAGAUUCCCGCCCUUCCCUCUCCCCACCUCUGCCCAGCGUUGGGCUCGGGGGUUCCAUCUGGCUUUGAGCAUCUACCUCAGAGGCCAUUUAUAUCCCAUAGCAGAUGGUCAGUUGAGCACUAUUGGGGAAAGGUAAGGAUUGGGAAAUGCCAGCUAAGCUGGAGGGACCACACGAUCCAAUGGUUUUAACCUCUUCCCUUUAAUAAAAGAAUGAACAAUAAAAUAGAAAUAUUUGCUUGGAAAACGAGUGGAUCUCUUGACCAGAACGUGGGGUGUGAUGGGGAGCACUGAGAGAGGAGAAGUCACCCCACACGUCUCUUCUCAGGGCCCUGACUCCUUCCACAACUUCCCCAAUCAGCUCCCUGCCCUUGCCAGAGGCCAGGGUGAUCAGAGCGAGAUGCUAGAAAGAGGCUCAGGAGAAGGUUCCAAAACAGACCAGAGGGAACAGAAGAGGCCAGUCCUUCCUUUCAAGAGAAGCCUGGGCUGAAGUGGGCUCAGGGAAGAGCCCUGGGAAGGGAGAAGAAGAAGAGGAGACUUUCCUGGGACGGGAUGGGACCGGAUGGGAAGAGAGGGGAAGA